AUGUUUGGAACGGGUGCAUUUAAUCAAAUUCCAAUGGGUUUUCAAUAUCCUGGACAACAACAACAACCACCACCAACAUCCAUCUAUCCAUCACAAUAUAAUGGAUAUAAUCGACAAAUGCCAUUACCUUAUCAACAAACUCCAAUGUCACGUGGACAAUCAUUGCCACGUGGACAAUCAUUACCAGCAUCGAUUAGACAAAAUCAACCAUCAAAUAGACAGUUUCCGCCAUCGACUAGAUUAAAUCCACCAUCUAAUGGUGUUUAUGUUUCAAAACCAUCUCGACAAUAUGAACAAUAUCCUGUUGCAGUUCCAGUUCAUCAGCAUGAAUAUCGUAAUAAUUAUGCACCACCACCACCAUCAAAUAAACAUCAUCAUAAAAAUCGAAAUAUUACUUCGAAUGGUGUAAUUGAUCAAUGUUUACCUCCAGAUCAAGAAAAAUCUCAUAAAAAACAUCCAAAAGAACCUAGUCAAAAUCAAUCACCUAUAUUAGAAAAUCAGUCAAAACAAGAUGAAAUAAUUCCUAAUCAAGAAGAACAAUAUCAAUCAAUGGAAAAUACAACUCAUGAUAGUAAAUCUCAAGAUAAUACAAAUGAUAUAGAUGAACAACAAAAUAAUAAUUCUGAAGAAAAAAAAAAUCGUAAAUCACGUUCAAAAAAAAAACAUCAACAUGAUCAUUUAGAACAUAAUAAUGGUGAUAAUACUCAUAUUCAACAACAAACAAAUUUCUUAGGCGAAUUACCACCACAUUUAAAAGUUCAUCAACAACCACUUUAUAAUAGUUAUAAUCAAGUUUAUGAAGAAUCUAUUCUACGUGGUGAUCUUUAUCAAAAACAAGCUAAACGUUCAACACGUUUACCACCUGAAGCUAAACAAAAAUUAUUACCACAUGAAGAUGAUAAAAAAAAUCCAUAUCCAUUAGUUGGAUAUUUUCCACAAUCUCAUAUUGAUAUUCAACCAUUAUUAAAUCCUUAUCAAUCAUAUAAUGUUCGAUCGAAUUUUUAUGGUCAAACAGUUCCUUAUAAUUCACGUCAAGCAUGGACAAAUAUGAAUGGUAUGAAUAUAUCCGAUGAACAAAAAAUUGAUAGUUUACGUAAUCAUAUACAUACAUUAGAACAUGAAUUACAUAGAUUACAAAAAAAAUUAUAUAAAGCAACAUUACAAUAUAAUGAAACAUCAAAUAAACAAAAUGAUAAUAAUCAUAAACAACGACGAUCAAAACGUGAUAUUAUUCCAUCACCAAGAGAAACACCUGUUAUUGUUGAAUUAAAUAAUAUACAUAAUCAAAAUGGUCAUGAACCAUCAUCAUUAUCAAAAAAAAAACGAAAUCAAAUUGAAAAUGAUCAAAAUUUACAACAAGAACAAAAUUUUAUUCAACAACCAAAUGAAAUAUUUGAACAAAAUAUAACAUUAAUCAAUAAUUCUGUACGUAAUCAAAGUCCAAAUAAAAAAGAAAUUGAUUCUCAUGAAAGUACAAAUUCAAAUGAUAAUCCAAUAUUAGAAAAUGAAGGUAAAAUUUCAUCAAUAAUUAAAAAUUCACGUGAAGAAACAGCUGCACGAUUAGCACAUGCAGCUGCAGCACAUGUUAAUGCUCGUCAACAAUAUCCACCACCUCCACCACCUAAACAACAAAAUGGUAUUUUACCAAAACAAGAACAACAACAAAUUCGUGGUCAAGUUCAAUUUUUACCUGUUAAUGGUACUAUUCAUCAGUUAAAUGAUUCACAACAACGUAAUAUGACAAAUAUAACUUAUAAUCCAUCAAAUAAUAAUGAAAUAUUAAAUAAUAAGAAUAAUAAUGAAGCAUAUCCACAUAUGCGUACAGUUGAAAAAAUUCUUGAUGCAUUUGAACGUGUUUAUAUGAAAGAUCGAACAUCAGCAAUAACUCCAGUAAAAGUUAAAUAUAUACCUGAACUACAUGAGUCCAAUUGGCCUGCUCAACGAAAUAAAAAUAAUAAUAAUCAAUAUAGAUCAGAAAGUCAAAUUAGUCAAAGUUCAUCAUCAUCAACUUGGUCAAAUACAUCAGAUGAAUUAUCUUCAGGAGAUCUUCAACAAAUACAAGUAAUUAACAGAAAUGGAAUGAAAAGCUUUCGUUAUCCUUGA
Molecule: messenger RNA, 2103 nt
Organism: Rotaria sp. Silwood1
Lineage: Eukaryota; Metazoa; Rotifera; Eurotatoria; Philodinida; Philodinidae
Source: the annotation of a GenBank genome assembly